CUGAAGGAAACUUACUGGAUUCACAAACUAGAUACUAUUUUUCCAGAAGGAAUGAAUUCAAAAGUAAUGUAUAAUUUUUCGUAAGUCUCUUCACUUCAUAGUGUUUUCUGUUAUGUAACACAAACUGUGGUUUUCUUAAUGUCAGUUAGUACUGUUUUUGCUGGUAUUUUCUUUUUUUUGUCUAUAACACAAUUUACCCAGUGAUUUCGUAUCUUUGUGAUCCUGUACUUACUGUUAUUAUGAUUAUUACCAUUAUUAUUUUAAAUAAUGUCUAUAAUCUUACUGUGUAUUAAGAAUAACCACUUUUAAUUUAAUUUUUUUCAUAAUAUACUUUAAACAGUACUUUAGAUAUACAUUUGUGUAAACAUUAUGUAGCCUAUUGUACAUUGUAAUUUUUACGCCAAAAUGUUUGUAACGUAACGUCAUCUUUUAUGACGUCAUAUAUUCAUGACGUUGUUUAUUUCAUAUCAUAUUUGUUUACUUCCUGAAGAAGACUAAUAAAAAUAGUCGAAACGUUGAAUGAAAAUGGAGUUAGCUUUGUAAUUCUCCUGUUCUCCAAAUAAAAUUAUAACAGUUGAAACGUCUAGAACAAGUUCUUUAAUUACAAUACAAAGAAAACAAACGAUACAAAGAUGAGGAAUCUGCUUCACCGAAGUGUAUCAAGCUACCACAGCUCACAGCCGCCAAAGACACAGAGCUUUAUACGCCAUGUUUCUGUUCCAUGCGACGUCUACAGACAAGAAUUAUGCGACGAGGACCCCGUAAUGGAAUGCAUUGCAGAUGCGGCAGCAACCUUCUCAAAAGUGUGGACGACUGUUUUACAUUCUCCAGAAACUGUCUUUCCAGACUAUAGUUCGGUAGAAUUCCAGCCACGUCUAUCGGACGCAGAAAUUCUUCUCCCAGAUAUUGCUUGCCUUGCGACCAACAAUAAGCUAGACGCUUUGCCGAUGGUUCAAGAUAUUCUUACCAAAAUACAACAGGAAGCGCCACACCUGGAGUCACAGAACCUGUCAUUUGCACUCAAUGCUGUAAAGAAUGCAAUAAUUCUCCUACAUUUACAUGAACAGGACGACAUCAAUGUGGACAUAAUCAUCACACAACCAAGAGAGAUCAUAGCAGCGACAAUGAUUGUACACGAAUACCUUAAUAACUUAACACAUCCCAAAACCAGUGGGACUAGAUGCCUUUAGUUUUAAUGUUAAUUCUAGUCAAAGUUUUCCCUUUCUGUUCAGUUGGUUGCCGUACACCCGCGAGGCUCAUUGGAAUGGAAGAAUCAGGUGCCUGGUUUGAAUGGAUGUCGGAAGAAUGCCGAAACGCUAGCAAGAACGCGUGAUCGCACGGAAAUUAAAUAUUGACAUUAAAAGUCCACUACCCUAUUUUUUUCAAACCAUUCUUAUCAUAAUAUUUUUUUUCAAUGUACAUUGAUGUAAAUGUGGAGAAAGAAGAAAUCAAGCAAACUCUAAAACAGUCAGUAACUUUUACAUGUCAGUUAGAAAGUUAUAACAGCCAGGCGCUAAACUCCACAAAGCAUUGUUUAUUGAUCUGUCACGUAUUUGGUUUACAUAUAUAUAAUUAUAUAUGAUUUCUUGUUGUUUGAUGCUCUUGUUGAUAACUAUACCUCUUAAUAAUUAUGCUCGUUUACACAGGCAGUCAUCACUCAAAUGUUCUCCACUUACUAAUGAAUUUCAUAUUUUAUGAUUUUAUCGUCAUUUUGUUAAAAUAUUUAAAUGUGUAGUUUACUUCAUGUUGUCACACAAUUUGUGUUACUUGAUAAAGAAGAACAUUAUCAUGUAUGUUUGUCUCUCUGUCUGUCAAUAAAAUAAAAUGCCUAUGUUCUGAUUUGUGUAACUAUUUACGCUCUUUACAUCAUUUCAUAGAUUUGAAUUUAAGGCGAAAUUUUACUAGUUCCAGCCCGUGACUGAAGUUUCCCCCUCCUGUCUCGAAAAUGAAAGUGAUAACAAUGUGACGAGUUGACCUGGACUAAUAUUUUACAUAUAUUGUGCUCUUAUACAUAUAUGUCUUUACAUUUCUGCUAUGUUUGGGGAUAUGAAUUCAUAAUGUUUUAGGCAUAUCUUCAUUGAUAUUGAAAAAUGCCCUAUUGUGAAAUACAUGGCCAUGAAUGAAGCUAUAAUUGAUAUUUUUAUAUUUAUUUAGCUCGGUUACAGUGUGGGAUUUUGAAUAAACAUUUAGA
Molecule: messenger RNA, 2191 nt
Organism: Mercenaria mercenaria
Lineage: Eukaryota; Metazoa; Mollusca; Bivalvia; Venerida; Veneridae
Exons: 4
Coding region: 633-1190 (185 amino acids)
Source: RefSeq, a predicted model, not a curated record